Triticum urartu is the source of this 791-nucleotide messenger RNA. RefSeq lists its product as uncharacterized. The record is from RefSeq and is a predicted model, not a curated record. NCBI's taxonomy places the organism in Eukaryota, Viridiplantae, Streptophyta, Magnoliopsida, Poales, Poaceae. Gene Ontology annotation, biological process: stomatal complex development; guard cell differentiation.
CUGACUGACAGUGUCGACUCGACUCGGCAUAUAUAACAGCUGCUUAGAGGAGCUGGGCUCCCAGAUGCGAUGCAGCCUGUACAGUGCCCCCACAACCGCACCACCCCGCCCCCGCCCUCGUCCCCGUCCCCGUGUCUUCUUCUUCCUCUCGCCUAGUGUGUUGGCUUCGGGCUUUCGCCUUGGCUAGCUGAGGCGGAGCUUCUCCCUCCCUCCCUUUCUUCCUUCCUUCUGAAGACCAGGAAACUGAAGGUAGCUGGGCUGCGGGUCUGGCAAUGCCGCCACCCAGGGGGAGCCGGCCGGCGGGGUGCAACGGCGGAUCUAUGCUACGGCUGCUCGUCGUCGCCUCCCUCUGCUGCGGUUGCUUCGUCGUCGGGCGCUGGGGGAGCGGCGUGCUCCGGCCGGAUUCUGGGAGGAUGGCAGGAGCAGCGAUCUACGCCGGUGAUCUGGACGGCUACCACCAUGGGGGCGGCAGGCGGCGGCUGCUGGCCGGGGGCCCCGGCCCCGGGUCGCACCCGCCGCGGUGCACGUCCAAGUGCGGCAGCUGCAGCCCGUGCGUGCCCGUGCACGUGUCCGUGCCGCCGGGCGUGCUGGUCACCACGGAGUACUACCCGGUGGCGUGGCGCUGCAAGUGCCGCGACCGCCUCUACAUGCCGUGACCACCGGCCGCCGCCACAUGCAGCCCGCGCGCGUCGGUGGCCUCGGUCGAACGUCCGGCGGCGGGAAGAAGACGCGGCGUGUAGCGCCGGCCGCCCGGGCCGGCCGCCGAGCGUACGCGACCGCAUACGUGCGUA